Molecule: messenger RNA, 3964 nt
Organism: Acanthaster planci (crown-of-thorns starfish)
Lineage: Eukaryota; Metazoa; Echinodermata; Asteroidea; Valvatida; Acanthasteridae
Gene: fignl1
Product: fidgetin like 1
Molecular function (GO): ATP hydrolysis activity; microtubule severing ATPase activity; ATP binding
Source: RefSeq, a predicted model, not a curated record
UGUCGCCCUCGUGCGUUCAUUUACAUUUACUGAGCUGACGGCAUGGCGCGAGUUGUGAACGCGAGGAAGUAUAAGGUCGUAAGUGAGAAUGUAACUUCAUCUGAAUUUGUCACCUUGGGUUGGCAACCAUUCUCGCGCCCUUGCUCCAUCCAUGCCUGAAUCAUGAGUGAAGCUACCAAAUCUGAGAGUGAGAGUUUCAUCUUACACAAAUGGCAGAAAUGUCACUUUGACCUUCAUGGGCCCCAGGCCAGUCCCCGUGUCAAAAUUGAUGCCGUCACGGGUAUCCUGCAGCAGAUUUACCAAGCUAGUGCCAUUGGACGCAUCAACAGUGAUGUCAGCUGUGACCUUACUCAACGUUACAUUCAAGCACAUUCCUCAGUCGUUGAUAGUGUCAAUAGUGAGACAGGACUCAAUAACUAUGCAGAUGGAAUACUGACAAUUUGUACAAAUCAUCCAAAUGAGAGUGAAGCCUGGAACCCUUCCCUUACUCCUGAAAAUGUUAAGAAUCUUCCUUUUAUACAGCAAUUCCUUCAAUUCUCAAAGGCCAAUGCACAGUCAAAUAAACCAGACAGACUGAAUGACCCACUUAUUCUCCAUCAAAAAAAUUGUGGUCGUCAGAAGAGACUUGCUGAACCUCAACCAUCGGCCAAUCAACCCAGUGCACGAGACCAUUCAGCUAAUGAAUCAAAUGGUAUUAGUUCAUCCCAUGCCAACAAGUUACCUGUCACAAAGACUCCUAGCCAACAGAGCCAAGAACACCAAUCAUCAUUUCCUACUGUCAGGUCCAUGACCUCAUCAACCAACACAGCGAAAUACCCUCUAGGUCAGAGUUCAACAAAGCAGGGGUUAUGGGGUCAAGGUCAAACAGACAACAGACAACCACCCCAGAUGUCAACAGUUUCAAGAAUUCCGAAUCUUGUUGUCAACUCAAGGGGUAACUACGCAGUUACCCCUUCUGUCCAGGAGCGACCAACCACCAUUCCUCAAUCCGACCCAACCAUACUCCAUAACCAUGUGCCAGCAUUUUCCUCCCGAUCCACCUCUAACUGGAAUCAAAGUAAUGGUCUGAUUAACGAAAACCCAGGACCUGCCUAUGACAGGGACAUUCCAAAGUCGUCUGGCUUCCAUACUCAUCAAGGCUAUCGACCAAGUGGGCCCACUUCACACGUUGCACCGCCCAAUUCUCUGAAAAGAAAGACCAUGUUCCAAGAAGUUGAGUUUCAAGGCGAUGGUCAGCUCCCCUUCAGGACAUCAAUACCAGAGCGUACAGGUUGUGCAGACGGAAGAUUCAAUGAGGGUCAGGGUGCAAGGCACAUGGAAAAUGACGAUGAUACCUCAGCUGUGCCAAAUGCAUUCAAGACUGCCAGUGAACAACUUAUUAUUCAGAAUCAGAAGAAGUAUGGAAACCGAGCAGGGAGUGGAGGUCCAACAUCAUCAGCUUACGGUACUGCCAAGAAGUCAUUAGGAACUACAAGAAGAGGACUCAAUAGCAAAUUUGUUCCUCCGGUGAUGAAUAGGGAUGAAGGAGACAGUGAUAGAGGUCAUCAAAGUGGUCAGGGAGGAGUCACUGGGAGGUCAAAGGCCACUGGUAGUGCUGAGGAAGAAAUGACAGACGAGCGUUUGAAAGGAAUUGAUCCAAAGAUGAUUGAACUCGUCACAAAUGAGAUAAUGGAUCAUGGCCCACCAAUCCACUGGGAUGAUAUUGCUGGGUUGGAGUUUGCUAAGACAACCAUUAAAGAGAUUGUGGUGUGGCCGAUGCUUAGACCAGAUAUCUUCAAUGGUUUACGAGGUCCUCCUAAAGGCCUUCUGCUGUUUGGACCUCCUGGUACAGGCAAGACACUUAUAGGAAAGUGCAUCGCUUGUCAGUCUGGGGCCACCUUCUUCAGUAUUAGUGCGUCUUCUCUCACCUCCAAAUGGGUUGGUGAAGGAGAGAAGAUGGUGAGGGCGCUCUUUGCUGUUGCGCGAUGCCAUCAGCCCGCAGUUAUUUUCAUCGAUGAAAUCGAUUCACUCCUCUCACAGAGAUCCAAUGAUGAACAUGAGUCAUCACGACGAAUCAAAACAGAGUUCCUGGUGCAGUUGGAUGGAGCCACUACAAGCUCAGAUGACCGUCUCUUGGUGGUUGGUGCAACCAAUCGCCCACAGGAGAUUGAUGAGGCAGCUAGACGUCGGAUGGUCAAGCGUCUUUACAUCCCUCUCCCUGAGGCACCUGCUAGGAGGCAGAUUGUCCAGAACCUAUUGGCUCAGCAGAGUUACUCACUCACUGAGGAGGAACUGGAAAGAAUAUGUCAGGAUACUGAUGGUUACUCUGGUGCCGAUAUGGCCAAUCUGUGUCGAGAGGCGGCUCUUGGUCCUAUCCGCUGCAUCCGUGGGACAGACAUACAAUACAUCAGUGCAGAUCAGGUUCGUCCCAUUCUGUACCAGGAUUUUCAAGGAGCUCUGAGGCACAUGAGGCCAAGUGUGUCAAAGUCCGAUCUUAAAGUCUACCUUGAAUGGAAUAAGACCUUUGGAACUGGCGCAAGCAAAUAACAUUAUGCACGAAACCUUUUAUAUCCAGGAGUGGAUGGGGGGGGUGGGGGUCCCCUUUUUUCACCCCAAAAAUAAAUAAAAAAGAAGAAAAAGAGGGGUUGGGACCCAGCCCCACAAAUGUGACAAAGGCGUAAAAAACAACAGUUCUGCUUCCAGUUACCCAAGCUCCCUAAUAUUAUGGCUGUGACUCUAACAUUUUUAGUUCACGCCCUUCCCCCAUGGAAAAUGCUGGAUCUGUAGCUUUUAUCUCAAGAGAUGUAGGCAUAUCUUUGUAACUGUAGCAAGUGAUUUCACGAAGUAACCAAUUUUGUAUAAAUAUAAUUCAUAACUAAACUUCUUGUAUUCCUUGCAUCAGACAUCUGUAAUACUUAUGUGGACAAGUGUUUUGUGAACCUUUAUACUUUCACUUGUCUAGUUUUGUUUCUGGUGGUAUAAACAAUAUAUUCUAACAUAAAUCAAAUACAAAACAAUAUUAAAUUUAGUGUCAUUUGCCAAAAAAGUGAGGCCUUACAUGCACGGAGAACCAACUAAAGAAUAGACAGCCAUCCUUAAAAUCAAGCUGCCAAAACACGUCCCUAAAUUGUUUACUAUGUGCACGCAGUGUUGAGUUUCUGUCUUGAUGGCUUAAUAUUUAUCAAAUGUCUUAAUGUCACCACAUCUUCUUAAAGAUAGUUGGUUAACCUAAUGGAUUUAGUGUUUACAAAUUUCUAGAAAGGGUUUCUUUCACUAGUUAUUCUUAUGCCAUGGUUUUGUCACUGCAGUAUGGGAAUUUAGUCUAGAAAUUUCACGAUUGUAUUCUUUUUUUUAUUAGAGGUAUUUUCCAUUCGAGAGUUUAUCAAUGUUCCUGUGAUUUACGUGGCUUGCACUAGUCUUGUCAUCUGUACUACACUUAUUGCAAACUCUUUUCUAGAUCAUAGCUCAUCAAGAAAUACGCCAAAACGAUUGCUUCGCCUCAGGAAAUAUCAGGUUUUAACCUUUAGGCCUACCCACGCACUUAAAGAAUAACAUUCGACUCCAGCCAAGGGAGCUGUUCAUUUUGUCAAAAUGGUGGCUUCCCAAGCGGAAGGAUUGGAGAAAACUGGCCACACUAAUCGGAAUGUUUAGUUUCUGGUGGUUUGAGGCACAGAACAGUGUACCAAAAUUGAUGUUGUUGCUUCUCUGAGAGUUUUAUCAUUGAGCAUACAACUCGUCGUACACCUCUGCUCGAUUUAGUUUUUAAACUCUGUUCCGAGUCAGUGACAUGACUACAUUUCCAUGUACAGUGAAUAUUUUUCAUUUUGUCAAAGACUGAUGUUAAUUAAGAUAGCUAGACUGAGAAUUGAUUCUUCAUUAAGAGAAGAUUGACCAGCAGGUGUUUCUGUAGCCUUUGAUUCGCCUUUGACGGUCAGCGUCCGUAAAUGAAUGCAGUUUUGUUAAAUGUCCGUGAAUAUGAUUUGAA